AUGAUAUUGGUACUAGCAACAGUAGUGGGUGCCACUUUUGUUGGUGGUAAUGAAGAUUUUGUUACUGGUGAUAGCAGUGGGGCUGAUGCUUGUGGUGUAGGUGGCAGUGAUGAUGUUGGUAGGUUCACAUGUAGUAGCAGCAGGUCUGGUGUAGGUGACAGUGAUGACGUUGGUAGUGGGUCAAAUACCUCUUUUCAGUGGGACUGUGGUGUAGGUGGUAGUGAUGAUGUUGGUAGGUCCACAUGUAGUGGCAGCAAAUCUGGUGUAGGUGGCAGUGGUAACGAUGGUAGUGGGUCAAAUACCUCUUUUCAGUUGGGCAGUGGUGUAGGUGGUAGUGAUGAUAUUGUCAUCGUAGUGGGUCUAAUACCACUUGUGUUGGUGGCAAUGAGGAUGUUGCUCCUGGUGAUGGUCUGUUGCCAGUGGUUUAGGUGGCAGUGUAGAUGGAUUGUCAGUUUUAAAUAG
This is a messenger RNA of Saccoglossus kowalevskii, 462 nucleotides long. Its product is annotated as cell wall protein IFF6-like. The record is from RefSeq and is a predicted model, not a curated record. NCBI's taxonomy places the organism in Eukaryota, Metazoa, Hemichordata, Enteropneusta, Harrimaniidae.